UUGAUGAUUAAGGUCAUACAAUGGUUGCACUUAAGUUUACAAUCGCUUUGGUAGGAAUCGUUUUAGCACUCGCCUUUGCAGAUGAAACAGAGUCUGAUCUGAACUCAAAAUUCUUGAUGCUCGACUCUCAGCUAAAGAAGUUAUCCCAAAAGUUAUCCCAAGAUAAUUUAAAGGUGACUGAUCAGCUCAAAGAAGAAGCUAGUAAGGUUAUCGCACUUAAAGAACAGGUGGAUAUCUUAAAAGGGCAGCUGGAAAAAAUCACUCUUGAAAACAAAUACCAAAUGAGCAGUAAACAUGGACUAGGAAUUCUGAAACCAAACAGAAGAUAUUCACGAAGUACAGCAGGCGAUCCUGAUGUAGUGGUAUUUUCAGCAGAACUGAGUCAUGUUUUGGACAAUGUGGCUCUUCAUUCUACCGUUGUAUUUGAUCACCCUAUCUUUCGGGUAACACAUUCCUAUGAUGCAUCUACAGGCGUUUUCACUUGUCCUACCUCUGGUCUUUACCUAUUCUCUGUUUUUAUUGCAACACAUAAAACAGACACAGAGGCCUUGGUGUACCUGGUGCUGGAUGGGAAUCCUUACAUGAGUGUCAUUUCUGACAGAAGUUCAGAUGGGGAAAAUGACAGUGGUGGAAACGUCGUUAUGCUCCCUGUUAACAAAGGUCAACGUGUUUGGGUUGAAACGGAUAUAAAUGACAAGCAGUCAUUUUGGCCCUCUUUUACAACUUUCAGUGGUGUUCUUAUACAUCAAACACAGUAAAACUGUUACAGCAAUGGGAACAAAAUAAUGUAAAAAACAACAUUCAAUGCUAAAUAUUGUUUAGAUAUUCAUCUUAUUUUAGAAGGUCUGUACAAUUUUCCAAAA
This is a messenger RNA of Ruditapes philippinarum (Manila clam), 863 nucleotides long. Its product is annotated as complement C1q tumor necrosis factor-related protein 5-like. The record is from RefSeq and is a predicted model, not a curated record. The transcript is spliced from 4 exons. Lineage: Eukaryota; Metazoa; Mollusca; Bivalvia; Venerida; Veneridae. Gene Ontology annotation, molecular function: protein binding. The coding region runs from base 21 to 758 and encodes 245 amino acids.